Molecule: messenger RNA, 1104 nt
Organism: Effrenium voratum
Lineage: Eukaryota; Dinophyceae; Suessiales; Symbiodiniaceae
Source: the annotation of a GenBank genome assembly
AUGUUCCAAGCGGAGAAAGCCGCGGAGACGGAGUUCCGGGAUGCCGAAGGGUACAACUUGGUGGGCGCUUGCUGCUCGCUGGACACCUGCGGGCUCCGGGACUUCCUGCCCUUCAUCUGCCGCUGCUGUGGUCGUAAGUUCUGCCAAGACCACGCGGACCCAGAGAAGCAUGCCUGCCCUGCGAGCGUGGAGUCCAGAGGGAUGCUGGCCAGCAUCUGCCAGUGUGGUGCUACAGUCAAGUUCGAGGACCGCCCCGGUGCGGAAGAGGAGGCGAUGGCGGCGCAUCAAAAGGUCUGCCGAUCCCAACCCGAACCUGCGCGGGAGCUGUGCCCGGCCGAGGGCUGCCGCAAGAAGCUGACGGCCAUGAACUCGGUGGUCUGCACGGAGUGCAAGACCAAGGUCUGCCUGAAGCACCGCUUCGAGGACCAGCAUCCCUGCAGGGAGAGCAAGGGCCAAUGGCUGGCGCGGCUGUCGAAGCCUGCCACGAACGGCGCAGUCGCGAAUGGCGCGGGGGGCUGCGCGCCGAAGGCGCAGAACUGGGGCAGCGGCGCCUCCGGACGCAGGAGCGAGGAGCCGGAGGCGGCGAAGGAUGCCAAGGAGUUUGGCUUCCUUGGCUUCGGGGAGCUGCAGAAGCUGCGGGCGCAGCUGGGCGGCACGGAGGAGCAGAAGGCCAACUGCCUGCAGACCUUGCGCAAGCUUCUCUCCAAUGUGGCCGCGGAUCCCACGAACGAGAAGUUCCGCACCGUGAAGCGGGAGAACAAGGCGAUCAAGGAGAAGAUCUUGGACGUGCCCGGGGGGGAGGAGCUCAUGAAGGGCCUGGGCUUCAUCGACGCGGAGUCCUCUUUGCAGCUGCCGGCUGCCGUCCGCGCCGAGCGGAUCCAGGCGCUGCUGCGCCUGGUGCUCCCGAUGGACGAGCUGGUGCUGACGGAGAUGCGGUUUUUGGACGCCUUGUGUCUGGAGCCCUUGAAGGAAGUAGAUCUCGCCAGGCUCGCCGCCUGCCGCGUGGGAUGCGCGAAGCCAAGCCGAGCCCCAGCGAGAAGCCGAGCGGAGACCGAGACGGCUGACGGCCGGCGAGUGGGCCGCGCGAGGGCGGAGGUCGAAUGA